Molecule: messenger RNA, 1239 nt
Organism: Postia placenta MAD-698-R-SB12
Lineage: Eukaryota; Fungi; Basidiomycota; Agaricomycetes; Polyporales; Adustoporiaceae
Exons: 5
Coding region: 1-1239 (412 amino acids)
Biological process (GO): biosynthetic process
Molecular function (GO): pyridoxal phosphate binding
Source: RefSeq, a predicted model, not a curated record
AUGACAAGCUCGCUUGGAUUCCGCUUGUCUCGCGGGAUCGAGAAUACCAAUCGCCCACCUAUUCCCCAGGCGCACAAAUGGGCGGAGGCGUAUGUACCUACGCCAGCCAGGCCGCUGCUGGACAUGUCGCAAGGAGUGCCAGGUAUUCCUCCCCCGCAGGAAGUACUGAAUGCACUAGGAGCGGCAGCCUCAGACCCCUCGAAAUGCGGGUACGUUCCUAACGUUGGGGAGCUAACGCUCAGGAAGGCGAUCGUGGAGGAAAUGAAAUACCGGUAUGGGGAGGAUACGGACGUAACUCCAGACGACAUCGCGGUCACUGCAGGUUGCAAUCUCGCCUUCGUGACUAUAGCUAUGACGCUGGGAGAUGCAGGGGAUGAAAUGAUUUUGCCCAUUCCUUGGUAUUUCAACCAUGAGAUGACAUUGACCACGCUGAACAUGAAGACCGUCAUACUACCGACUCUCCCUGAGGAUGGCUUCAUGCCAUCUCCGGAGCGCUGUGAGGCCCUGAUUACCCCCAAGACCAAGGCCAUCGUACUAGUUACGCCUAACAACCCUACCGGUGCUGUAUACCCGCCUUCUCUCAUCUCAGCCUUUGCCGAGCUAGCCUGCAAGCAUAACAUCGCGCUGGUGAUCGAUGAGACAUACCGCGACUUCAUCACCACCGGCCCUCCACACAGCCUCUUCUCUCCCUCGCCUGCCUGGAGCUGGCGCACCACAUUUAUCCACCUCUACUCUUUCUCCAAGUCCUAUUGUAUCCCCGGUCACCGCAUGGGCCUGAUCUGCGCGUCCCCGGCGCUCAUCCCACACAUCAACGCCGCGCUCGACUCCAUCCAGAUAUGCGCCCCGCGCCCGCCCCAGGUCGCGCUAGCGCCCCUACUCCCCUCCCUCCGCCCAUUCGUACGCGCAACCGCCGACGCCGUCGCCCACCGCCACACGCUCUUCGCGCAGUGCCUCCCCCCGCGCUGGCACAUCGGCUCGCAUGGCGGGUACUACGCAUUCGUGCGGCACCCGUUCGUGCGGGUGCACGCGAACGAGGUGUGCGGGCGGCUGGCAGCGGAGCGCGGCGUCGUGAGCCUGCCGUCUGGUUUCUUCGGGCCCACGCAGGAGCCGCAGUCCGGCGAGCCCCCCGAGCGCUGGAUCCGCUUCUCGGUCGCGAACGUGAGCGACGAGAAGAUCAAGCUCGUUUGCGAGCGCCUCAGAGAGAGCGAGGAGGUAUUUGGGUGGGAAGUCGGACCGUGA